CCCGCCCCUGUUCGUUGUGCGUCAUUGGUCUCUUUCCGGUCAAGAUGGCGCCCCCCAUACCGCUUUUGGCAGUCAGAGGAUCUGAUGGCAUCCACUUGGUCAACGGACACCCUAAGUUUACAGACUCGGAAACCUUUCCAAGGGACCCCAGUAAAAACUGCAAGGUGUCUACUUUCAGCAGGGAUGGAAAGCUGUUUGGAUGGUGCAAUGGAGAAGCAGUAAAUAUAGUGAGCACUGCUGACAGCAAGUUACUGCAUACCUUUGAUCUGCCCAAGGUAAUUGGCCUUGAAUUCUCUCCAAAGAACACAAUUGUGGCAACAUGGCAGACCUACACAACUGGCAAAGACGGCACAGCCGGAGUGCCCAACCUGCAACUCUACGACCUAAAGACUGGAAAUUGUGUGAAAUCCUUUAUCCAGAAAAAUAUGCAGAACUGGUGUCCUCAUUGGGCCGACGAUGAAAGCAUAUGUGCUAGAAAUGUAAACAAUGAAGUGCACUUCUUUGAGAAAAACGUUUUUGAUACCAUUGCAAACAAACUGCACUUACAGAAAGUGAGCGAUUUUGUGUUGUCACCAGGAGAGCAUCCCUGCAAGGUAGCAGUGUACGUUCCUGGAAGCAAAGGGGCCCCAUCAUUUGUCAGGCUCUACCAGUACCCCAACUUUAGUGGCCCCCACUCAGCCCUGGCCAACAAAAGUUUCUUUAAAGCGGACAGAGUAACUAUGCUUUGGAACGCGAAAGCUACUGCAGUACUGGUCACCGCCAGCACAGAUGUGGACAAAACCGGGGCUUCCUACUACGGAGAGCAGACUCUUCAUUACAUUGCGGUAAAUGGAGAAAGCGCUGUGGUGCAGCUACCAAAAAAUGGCCCCAUUUAUGACGUUGUAUGGAACCGAAACGCAACAGAAUUUUGUGUUGUAUAUGGCUUCAUGCCAGCCAAAGCGACCGUUUUUAACCUCAAAUGUGACCCAAUAUUCGAUUUUGGAACUGGCCCACGAAAUGCUGCAUUCUAUAGCCCUCAUGGACACAUUCUGGUGCUGGCUGGUUUCGGCAAUUUGAGAGGACAAAUGGAAGUUUGGGAUGUUAAAAAUUAUAAACUCAUUUCUAAGCCUACAGCCUCAGAUGCUACCUUCUUUUCUUGGUGCCCAAACGGGGAGCAUAUUGUCACUGCCACCUGCUCCCCAAGAUUGCGUGUUGGGAAUGGAUACAAGAUAUGGCACUAUACCGGUACACUACUUCAUAAAUAUGACGUCCCCGCCAACACUGAACUGUGGCAAGUGUCCUGGCAGCCUUUUUCAUCAGGUGUCUUUCCAGCAAAGGCGAUUGUUUACCAAGCAGUACCCGGUGACAUCCCAACAGAAGAACCUAAACCAGCGCAGGCGUACAGACCUCCAGCACUAAGGAACAAGCCAGUGACUAGUUACAAGUUGCAUGAAGAUGAGCCUCCCCAAAGCAUGAAACCCCAAUCCACAGAAAAAACAGUGUCAAAAACUGCUUUGAAGAACCAAAAGAAAAGGGAGGCAAAGAAGGCAGCCAAGCAGGAGGCCAAGGCCGACGAACCAGCUGCACCAGUAUUGCAGAGUGCCCAAAAUGACGUUCCUGCUGCUUUGGCGACGGCACCAACAACGGGGGACCCAGAAACGGAUAAAAAACUAAAGAAUCUGAAAAAGAAACUAAAAGCAAUCGAACAGCUGAAGGAACUGCAAGCAUCUGGUAAACCACUGGAAAAAAACCAGAUGGAGAAAAUACAGAAGGAAGACGCGCUCCUAAAAGAGAUUGAAGAGCUGGAACUCGGUGUUUAAUACUACCCUGAUGUCAUUAAAGUCAAUGACUAAAA
This is a messenger RNA of Spea bombifrons (plains spadefoot toad), 1834 nucleotides long. It is a transcript of the gene EIF2A, whose product is annotated as eukaryotic translation initiation factor 2A. The coding region runs from base 45 to 1799 and encodes 584 amino acids. The record is from RefSeq and is a predicted model, not a curated record. Gene Ontology annotation, biological process: translational initiation. Lineage: Eukaryota; Metazoa; Chordata; Amphibia; Anura; Pelobatidae. The transcript is spliced from 14 exons. Gene Ontology annotation, molecular function: tRNA binding; protein binding; mRNA binding. Gene Ontology annotation, cellular component: cytosolic small ribosomal subunit.